Molecule: messenger RNA, 189 nt
Organism: Arabis nemorensis
Lineage: Eukaryota; Viridiplantae; Streptophyta; Magnoliopsida; Brassicales; Brassicaceae
Source: the annotation of a GenBank genome assembly
AUGGCGAGAUCUCAGCACCAAUCCAUAGUUUGCCGAGAAUUCAAAGCAAUAAACUCGCCAAGAAACGACCUCGACACUAACGAUCUUGGAGAGACCUCGGCAACCAGCUACAAAGCGGCGAGUUUGACAAGCUUGAGCUCGUUACAAAGAUGGUCGAGGUCAUCACGAAGACUUAGGCCGAGCUCAUAA